Messenger RNA from Cynoglossus semilaevis (tongue sole), 3970 nucleotides. It is a transcript of the gene tom1l2b, whose product is annotated as target of myb1 like 2 membrane trafficking protein b. The transcript has 15 exons. Gene Ontology annotation, biological process: signal transduction. NCBI's taxonomy places the organism in Eukaryota, Metazoa, Chordata, Actinopteri, Pleuronectiformes, Cynoglossidae. Gene Ontology annotation, molecular function: ubiquitin binding; clathrin binding; phosphatidylinositol binding. The record is from RefSeq and is a predicted model, not a curated record. Bases 80 to 1633 code for a protein of 517 amino acids. Gene Ontology annotation, cellular component: membrane; endosome.
UUAUUUGACGUUUCCUCGUGUAUGCUCCACCUCAUCAUCCUCCUCAUUCCAUGGACUGACUUGUUUGUUGUCGAGCAAGAUGGAGUUCCUUCUAGGAAAUCCUUACACUACUCCAGUGGGACACUGCAUUGAAAGAGCCACAGAUGGCUCCCUGCAAAGUGAAGACUGGACCCUCAACAUGGAGAUAUGUGACAUCAUCAAUGAAACCGAGGAUGGACCAAAAGAUGCCAUCAGAGCAGUGAAGAAGAGACUGAAUGGCAACAGGAACUACAGAGAAGUGAUGUUUGCUCUAACGGUCCUGGAAACCUGUGUUAAGAACUGUGGACAUCGAUUCCACGCCUUAGUCACAAGCAGGGACUUUGUGGACGGUGUCCUCGUCAAAAUCAUCUCUCCGAAAAACAACCCACCAACAAUCGUUCAAGACAAAGUACUUGCAUUGAUUCAGGCCUGGGCUGAUGCGUUCAGGAGCAGUCCAGAUCUCACAGGAGUGGUUCAGAUCUAUGAGGAAAUGAAGAGAAAAGGUAUCGAGUUCCCCAUGUCAGACCUAGAGACCCUGUCACCUAUACACACGCCGCAGAGGUCUGCAUCUGCUCCCGAGGGUGACUCUACCUUACAGAAGUUCAGUACGAGCCCUCAGCCCCCACCCCAGUCUGUCCCACCAGCCUAUCCUGACGCCCAGGUGCCCAACAUUAAUGCCUCUGGAUCCAUUAACCCCACAGCUGAACAGAUCUGCCGUCUGCGCAGCGAGUUGGACGUUGUCCGUGGUAACACCAAGGUGAUGUCGGAGAUGUUGACGGAGAUGGUGCCAGGUCAGGAGGACGCAUCAGACUAUGAGUUGUUACAGGAGCUGAACAGGACGUGCAGAGCGAUGCAGCAGAGAAUAGUGGAGCUCAUUUCCUGUGUUUCCAACGAGUCUGUGACCGAGGAGCUGCUGCACGUCAACGACGACCUCAACAACAUUUUCUUGCGCUACGAAAGGUACGAGAGGUUCAGGUCUGGAAGAUCUUCAUCUCAGACUGUCAACAACGGGGUCCUGAGUGAGGCUACAGAUGACAACCUGAUCGACCUGGGCCCGGGGUCUCCAGCAGUGGUCAGCAACGUGUCCAACACAGGCCCCACCAGUCUGAUGGCAGGACCACCGCCAUCUCCUGCCAGUCUGGCCUCCCGCCUGGCUGGUCUCGACGUGGGUUCAGACAGUGUGAGCAGCACGUUGAGUUCUCUGAACACCUGUAAGCCUGCGGCGCCUCCACAGGACGACUUUGAUGUCUUCGCCCAGACCAGGACCGGAGUCGUGUCUGAACCACUUAAGACUUCCACUGCAGGAGAAAGCAAAGCCAACAGUAGCGCCCCCCCCACCCUGGACGUGCAACAGCCCACAGCAGGAGGGAUUGCCGGCGGUCAGUCCUCUGUCAUGGAUGACAUAGAGGAGUGGCUGAGUACUGAUGUGAAAGGAGAUGAAGGAGAGGAAGGUGUGACAAGUGAAGAGUUCGACAAGUUCCUGGAGGAGAGAGCCAAAGCUGCAGAGAUGGUCCCCACUCUACCGUCGCCCCCCACUGGUGAACCAGGUGCAGCGCAGGGAACUCCCAGCCGUCAAAAGGCAGACAGGCCGGGGGACAAUCUGUUUGCCAUGUAGACUGUUUGUUUCUUCUCCACCUCGUCAUCAUCAUCAUCAUCAUCACCACCACCAUCACCAGUCUGAGUCAGACUGAGCCGAGGUGUAAACUCAUCUUUCUUCAGUUUAUUUUACACUACGUCAUUCUACACUGUCAUUCACACUACCCUUUAUUUGAGUGAAAGCCUGUGAGACGACAAACAGAAGAAAAAGACAGAAAAGCAAAUACAAUUCUGAGAUUAGUUCAAGUGUGAUUACGAUUGAUGGUUAAAGUUAUGAGAUGAAAAAUAUAUAGUUUAUCAGAUAAACUGAUGUGUUAAUAACAUAAUUAUGUAAAAUCAGGUUACUGUUAGAUUUAAUAAUUGAAAAUGAAGAGGUAACUGUCACAGCAUUGCUAAAAAGUAGAAAUUAUAAAAUAGAUCAAAUUCACAAUGUCUAAUUUAGGAUGUGGCAUGAACUAGAAUUAUCAAAUGUUAAAAAGUCAAAGUUUAGUUUUUAUCUUCUAGUUUCUAGCACAUAAUUACAAAUAAUCCUGAGAUUUUUUAUUCUUUUCGUACUGAACCUGGAUGGGUUUUUUUCUAGUAUUAAAAAUAGAAUUAAAGAAACAAAUAUAUGGUUGGUAAGAGAACAAAACAAAUGUAGCCUGAUUGAGUCGCUGCUCCUCAUUCUCAGAUAAGAGUUGGUGCUGACGCAAAGGUUUAAUCUGGAUUCUUUGAGGGUUUGUUUGAAGAACAAACUGAAUUGCUGUGUGAACCUGCGCUGUUCUAAGUCAGAGUUCUAACUGUACAGUGUGUAAAUGACCAGAGUGUAGACUUUAUGAGUUGGUCUGUAUAUUUAAGCUCCCGUCUGUAUAAAAAAGAGAUUUUGAUUUAAUGUAGAUUUUUGCAUUUGCAGCUGCUUUGAAAAUGUACCUCAGAGAGUACUGCGUAUAAAACGAAACAAAUAACUCUAAAUGAAUUAACUGAGAAACUAGAUGAAGGGAAUUCAGUUUUUAUUUGUGGUUAUGUGCGGUUUGUUUGGUAAGAAUCUUUGUUACCAAACCUAAUCUGACCACAAAUGUUGUAGAUUUAACUUUUAUCAGAUUAAAAAAACAUCAGAUUUACAAAAAAGAUGUUGGCUGACAUUGUAGGUUCUGCUGUGUGGCUCAGAUGAAUGGAGCCUAGUCAAUGCUGUAGACGUUUAUUUACAGUUGUGUUUUUCUGCAGAUGAAUGUGUUUGAAAAAAGCAGAAAAGUUUAUUUUAAAGCAGAAACAGAAGGUUGUCUUCUCUUAAAAGGGACAGAAGAAGACAUAGAAGAAGAAGAAAUCAUGGAUUUAAAUGAGAGUAAUCUGUAGGGAUUAUCGCGGCACUACAAACAGUUUGAACAUUACUGCGGUGCAUUUUUCUUUAUCUUCUCUUCUUUUUUUUACUUUCUAAGCACCGACACCGCAAAAGGUCUGACCUUUCAACGCGACAUUUGUUGUUUAGAAAUGAGCUGGCAGCAGACAACGCUCUGCAAAUGAGACAUUUUUAUUCCACAACAACAACAAGUGCAACACAUUACACAAUCAUUUGAUAUGAUUUCAAGGGGGAAAAUGUUCUAGGUAAAGUAUUUAGAGCCCUGAGUAAAGAUUAUAAGAAAGUAAUUGAGAAAAGUUCUUACCUUCAGUACCAGUGCAUGUACUGAUGGAACUGCUGCUGAGUUGAACAGAACAAGCAAACCCUCAGUCUCUGUUGUCUGAAUAAUCUCCAUCUUUACAUCACUUUAACCAUUUUAUGUCCGUUAUGACCAAACCUCAUUGGAAGAAAAUCCUUUUUUUUGUCCUCAGACCAGAUUGUUGUUUGGUUUUUGUUGAUGUUCUGUACAUUUCUGCUGACUGUCCUGCUGCUGAAUCUGUCCAUGAAUCUGUUGAAUGAUCGUCAGCUGUUUGUAGCUACAACACAAUCAAAGCAUCAGAAGUUAAUGGCGACUUUUCGCUGUUAGACUCACACACGGGUGAAUGUGUGGCUAACUCUCCGCAGAGAGAUACGGGAAAGGAAAAUAUUCCUGUGUGUGUUUUGUUUCGCUGUUUGUAUUUCUCUCUCUCUCUGUGUUUGUGUUUUCAGCUCUGAUGUUUUUUUUUUCUCUGUCGAGACUCUGUCCUCACACAGCCCUGGUUUGAUUCCCUACUGUUUGUAGCUGCAUCUACAGUCAGCUCUGUGUUUGCUACAGAAGAAGAAGAAGAAACUUCAGCGUUUCUCUGUUGUUUUUUGAUUUUAUUUUAGUCUACAACGUGCAAAAAGUCAACUCUGCUGUCGCUGCAUCAUUAUUUUCCUCUUUGUGUUGUUUCUUUUUUGACUCCUGCAUGAACUUUAAUUAAACAUAAGCAAGUGUGAAAA